AAAAGCUAAAACCACUUGCCAAAUUGUGGAGACAAGAGCCAACAAAAUCCAAAAAAAAACCGAAAAAAGCAGCGAAAAAAACGUGGGGAAAACAAAUGCCGGCCAUUGUAAUUAGAGACAAUGGAAAUGAUCCCUGGUGACUGUGACUGCAGUGGCGACCCUUUUGGGCCCUUUUCCUUUCCUUGCCAAACGAAAAUUAAUUCAAACGCUCAAGAAGAAACACAAAUAAUUAAAAUUAAUUAUGUGGAAAAUAUUCAAUAAGUUGGAAAUUAUGCAAACGAGCGCAAAGUAAACGCCCCAAGAUAAGACUAAGUGCAAUUUCUUUUUUGGGUGACCAAAAAUAGACUACCACACUUAGCACUGAUGGACACCAAAAACGAUUGGUCGAAUGAGCAAUGAGACAAUUGGACGAUUUGACAAUUGGACAAUUGGAUAGAUUGAAAAUGCCAGGCAAUUGUCAUGCGCUCAAUAAACGAAAUAUUUUCGAAGAGAGAAAACAAACAAAAAGAACAAGAACAACAGGUAAACACACUAAACUAUCUACUGUGAGCAAUUUUUGUUCGGCUAUUCUGUAUUCUGGUUCUUCGGGACAAAAUCUGGCAACAAUUUCCGGCAUUUCGUAUAUAAACUGAACAUUUUACCCUGGCCAACGUUCAGUUUUUUCGCUUCGCUUCGCCAGCAACUCAGUGUACUCGGUUCGUUGGACCACAGUGUUGUUUCUUCCGUCAAAGUAGCACAGAUUACUUAAAAAUACCAAUAAGAACAACAACAACAAAAGCAGCAGCAAUAGCUAGAAAUAUACAUACAUACAUACAUAUAUAUGUGCAAAUACUUAAAGAUUUAAAAACCCAGAGCAACUUUGAAAUAGCCAAAAAGGCCUAAAUACAUUGUGUGUGCAAGAGUUCUGCUUCAUUUUGCGUCCAUUCGCUGCCGCGUGAAAAACAUGAAAUUGAAAAUCAAUUUGACGUUCCUCAGCGCGGCAUUUGUCUGUCUGCUGUCCAUCAUUCUAUUGACACAGACGACGGAAACUCUGGCAUACGGCAAUGGCAACGGGGCCACUGAGGGAACCUGCAAAGAGCUGAACAAUGUCAAUUGUUAUGUGGGCCGGAAUGAGGGCAACUACUGCAACAGCAAAGAUCAGACCAAGGCCGUGACUCGAUGGUAUCACGACAAGGGAGUAUGCAAACCCUUCACCUACAAGGGUUGCAAUGGAAAUCGCAAUCGCUUUUGCACACAGGAGGCUUGUGACCUACGCUGCAACGAGGAUUGAGAUGGAGAUGGAGUUCAUGUAUACUAAAAUAUGUAGAGAGAGGACCGGACCUACUAGCUGAUAAGUUUAUAUGUUUAGGCUAAGUAAAUACAAACAGCCGAGUGCUUAAGUGUUUUACCUUUGAUCAA
Drosophila willistoni is the source of this 1398-nucleotide messenger RNA. Its product is annotated as major allergen Ani s 1. Gene Ontology annotation, molecular function: serine-type endopeptidase inhibitor activity. The record is from RefSeq and is a predicted model, not a curated record. Bases 944 to 1270 code for a protein of 108 amino acids. The transcript has 2 exons. NCBI's taxonomy places the organism in Eukaryota, Metazoa, Arthropoda, Insecta, Diptera, Drosophilidae.